AUGAAAACAAAAGUGUUUUUAUGUAUAUUAUUAAGUUCGUUGUUUAUUUUAUACACCACUUUUGAAUUUGGACGAAAGCUGGGAUAUGCAGACGUAAAAAUUAAAGUCGGGGAAACCACAUUGUUACAAAAACAUGGGCAGACGAAGGAAAAAGUUUUAUUUAAAGAAGAGAAAAGUGAUUCUUCACAAACACAUAGUUUUAAAACUUUAGUUAAUAUUCAUGAUAAAAUUUGGAAACAAAUUGAAAUCUUACAAGAACAAGGAGAGUGUGAGAGUAAAAAAAUUCUCUAUUGUGAAAAUAUUGGGAAUUACGCUGGUAUGGGAUCAAUGGUACAUCGCUUUGGAGUUUGUUUACAGAUUGCGUUUGGUUUAGGUCGGAUAGUUUUCAUUAAACAAAAAGAAUACGAACAUUUCGGAGGAUUUUCCGAGUGGAUGAUGCCCGAAUCGAAAAAAUGCGGUUACCUGAAGGCUAAAUAUUUAAAUUAUAAGCAUUCUUGCAACAUGCAACAACGGCAAUGCUACCUAGAAAAUGGUUAUGAUAUUGAUAAUUCUUAUAAAGUCCUCGUUUAUAACUCUAUACCAGAUUUCCCAGCUCCAAGGCAUAUUCCUACAACAAUACCCAAAGAAAUUAGGCUUGCUUUAUUGUCUCAACCCAUCUACAAACCCUGGUUGUGGUUCUCUUCACAGUUUCUCGGCUACCUUUUACUUCGCGUGAAUGAUGCAUUUAAAAUGAAGAUCAAAGAAAUUACUGAAGGUCUUCACCUUGGGUACCCCUUUGUGGCUAUGCAUGUACGGCGUGGCGAUAAAAUAAUAUCAGGAGAAAGCAAUCUGGUGUCUGAAAAAUUGUAUGCUAAUGAAGCUGUAAGAUAUUUUACAGAACACUUUCCUACCAUACAGGAGAAGAAAAUAUUUGUCGCAAGUGAUAGUAGAACGACAAUAGAUAACAUCCGACAUUUUUUACCUCAGGAAUACAAGCUUUUUGAGCUUCCUGCAAAUGUACCAAGUAAAAAUCAAGGAUCGUACUUUCAACGUGGAUUUCCAAAAGAAAUAUUUACAAAUCUGCUUCUUGACUUGCACUUUCUCGUUUAUUCAAACUACACGAUAUGUACUUUUUCAUCCAACUUAUGUCGACUCGUAUAUGAACUCAAAAAUGCAAUUCCUCCAUACAUAGCCUACGAGAAUGUGGUAUCCAUGGAUAAUCCGAAAUCAAUGGUUUAUCUAUGGAAUGGAUACGCGGAUUACUGGAUUCGGUAUCAAUGGGUUUCCACCUCUGCCCAUUCACAAGAAAUUAUAAUAGAUAGUAAAAAAGUUUUAAAAUACGAGGCAGGUCAAUUAUUCGACGUCUCUGCUAAUAAGAGAUUUACACAUGUUGCAUCAGAUGGUAAAAAGACAAUUUAUUGUUACGUUUAUACAAAGUAUCGGAAGGGACAUGGUGAACAAGAAGGAUAUGUCAUACAAGAUCAUCUCAUAAAAUGGCCAGGAAAUCCGUCCUAUCAUUUUUAUCCAGAUAGUAGCUGA
This is a messenger RNA of Hydractinia symbiolongicarpus, 1518 nucleotides long. Its product is annotated as alpha-(1,6)-fucosyltransferase-like. Lineage: Eukaryota; Metazoa; Cnidaria; Hydrozoa; Anthoathecata; Hydractiniidae. The transcript has a single exon. Bases 1 to 1518 code for a protein of 505 amino acids. Gene Ontology annotation, biological process: protein N-linked glycosylation. The record is from RefSeq and is a predicted model, not a curated record. Gene Ontology annotation, molecular function: alpha-(1->6)-fucosyltransferase activity.